Porites evermanni is the source of this 11472-nucleotide messenger RNA. The record is from the annotation of a GenBank genome assembly. Lineage: Eukaryota; Metazoa; Cnidaria; Anthozoa; Scleractinia; Poritidae.
GCCCUGGGAACCCUGGGAUACCCACAUGUAGUGUCUGUCAUCCAUAUUUCCUUCGUUCCUUUCCGUAACUUUUGUACUUUCUUAUUUUUUGCGCAAACUUUAAACCUAGCUUUGAAAAUGACGUCGAUGACCAACGGAGGAACAGUUCCCAUGCGAGACGCAGAUGCAAUUAAGUUGUUUAUUGGGCAGGUCCCGAGAACUUGGGAUGACAAAGAUCUUAGACCAUACUUCGAAAGCUUUGGACAAAUACACGAACUGACCAUUUUACGAGACAGAUUAACGCGGAACCAUAAAGGUAAUAAUCUUGGUUGAUCGUCGAUUUUCGGUACUCUUUCGCAGUGUCUUAUUUUUCUUGCUUUUUAGGUUGUGCGUUUCUUACGUUUUGUUCUCGCGAAUCUGCGAUUGCUGCACAAAAGGAAUUACACGAAAAGAAAAUAUUGCCCGGGGUAAGAUAAUUAAAAAUGUUUACUUGCUGCUAGGUGUAUUAAACAUUUAACGUUAAAACUUUUGCUCAUGACAUUAAAUGUUAUUGUUUUUGUGUUUAUUCCGUGUUUGUAGAUUGAAAGAAAUUUCCUUCCAAAGUCAAACACAGGCUAUUUUCUCUUCCCUCGUUGUUGGCAGCGAAUAUGAAGGAGCAUGAUAUUUAUUUUUUUUAAAUAUUAUAUUUAUUAUUUUUUCAUGUAGUGGGUAAAAUAUAACAUAAUAACAAUUAAUCUUCUUAGAUUCUCAAUAUAAACUAAUUGAUUAAGACCUUGAUGAUCAGUACGGCACUAUUUUGUGUGGAUAAGAUGAUGUCGUUGUCAGGAACACAUCGACAAACUAUAUAUUAAGAUCAGAAGAUGUCAAGUUCAUGAUAUUUUCCGUUGUUGCUACAAUGUUUAAAGGUGUUGUGUGGAAAAUGUCAGAUCAUGCGAUUUAUUUUAUGACAAAAUAAGAUGAAGCUUAUUCAGCGUAUUCCUCAGUCCCUAGUUUACUGUGGUCAGUUUAAUUGAGCAUUAUAAUUUUAAAUUAGACUGUAAAGGAAGGCUCCUACUCCCUGCUUAUGUUAAUGAAAAUGCAUUCUACACAUCACAGAAGUCAAAUAAUCAGAAUUAUUUGUGCAUGGUUUGUGGCUGUAUGGGAAGGGGGUUAAACAGCCAAAAGGAAUUUUUAAAAACUGUGCAAUUUGAAGAGAUAAUUACAUGUAUUUUGCUUCAAUUAGUACCUGUUAAAAAUUUAUAUAUCAUAGAGUUUUAUUUACUUUAUUAUAACUGAAAAUGGAUGGUUAUGCCUAAUAUUAUUUCAUCUCAUUGAAAAAGUACUCGUUCCAGUGUUCAUACUACAUUGCACUUUUUUUCAGUGGAUUAACUAGUUGCUACUUUGCAAGUAAACAACUAUCCAUUAUCUUUUUAACUGACACAUUCCAUGUUGCCAUGCAUCUAUUAAGUAAGUUUAAUUGAACUACAUCUGUCCGAGAGAGUGGCCCUCUGUUACACACGGCAGUAAAUAUGCAGUAUGAAAAUAACCCAAGCAGGAGGGGUACUCCCUCAUAUAAGCCAAAUAGGUAUGUGCCACCCUAAAGGGUAGGGUUUUUGGCCUUUUUGGUCUGAAAAUGGGUGUAGACCUGCCCAUUUUUGUCUGGAAUCGUGUAUCAUUUUCGAAGGAACUACGGAAGCGGAUGAAUGUAUUUAUCGUUUCAAUUCCAAAUGAAUAAGAAUGAAAUUGGAAAUAUAUGCGAAUUUGAAAAGCAAUUUGGAAGAAGUUUUUUGUUUGCAUUCUAAUCUAAGUAGCGAUGACAUGAUCUCUGCCUAAAGGCCAGUUCUGAAAACGGGUAUGGAUUUUAGAGGUUUGGUCUAAAAACGGGUGUGAAAAAUAACAUUUUUUGGUCUGAGAUAGGGUCAGGAUUUGGAGAGCCAGACAGGACAUCCCCACCAAGAAUUCCCAGGAGCACCCUCCCCCCUCCCUCCCCCCCCCCCCACCCAGGAAAAAAAAAAUAAAACAAAUACUUCUUUUUUUUUUUUUUUGGGGACUGCAAAAUGCCCUGCCGGCCAAACCAGCAGAAAGCGAAUCUAGAUCGGGUAAGUGGGGCCGGCUUACACUAGAAAGGUUUAAAAAAUUGCUUUGUGCGUUGGGGGGGGGGGGGUUGUGGUUUCGGCCGGUGCUCUUUCAAAUUGUGGUAAAAAAAAAAUUUUUUGGGGCUAGAAAGGGGUAGGAUUUUGGGAGCCCAACAAGACAACCCCCCCAAAAAAUCCCCGGAGCCCCCCCCCCCCCCCCCCCCCCCCCCCCCCCACCAAGGAAAAUAAUAAUAUAACUAAUACUUCUUCUUUGUGUUUUUCGGUAGAUGCAAAAUGCCAUGCAGGUCAAACCAGCAGAAAGCGAAUCUAGAUCUGGUAAGUGGGGCCUGCAUAACAUAGAAUUGUUUAAAAUAUUGCAUUGUGCAUUGGGGGAGGGAGGGUUGUAGAUUACAAACCAGAGUAAACAAAAGUAUUCAAAUGCAAUAUAUUACCAGGCUCCUUUUAUAGUCAGUCCUAAAUUACCUCAGCUACGCAAUUAUCUUGACUUUAUUCUCUGGUCCCUUGUUUCAUGAAUAUUAACUCUUUAACCCUAAUAUCAAAAUGUAAAUUUCCAUUUCCUGUUCUGAUAGUGGGGAGAAAAAAAUUGUUAAAGUGUUUUAAAAUAAAAUUUGUCUUGUGUUAUUAUCUCCUUAACUUUCAUGACCACCUUGCUUUCUUUUCGUAGCUGCAUAAUUUGUGUUUUGAACUGUGUGGAUCUUCUCUGUAUUUAUUGCUCAUAUCAUUGUUGAUAUUUCUCUCUCAGAGGACCGUAAACUGUUUAUUGGUAUGAUAUCUAAAAAAGCAACAGAGGAUGAUCUUAGAAUGAUGUUCUCGCCAUACGGAACUAUAGAAGAGCUGACAAUUUUAAGAGAUAGUGAUGGCAAAAGUAAAGGUUUGUAUUCUUUGUACUCAACUCACAAACAAACCUGUAACAAACAGGUUUUAUAAAUAAUAAGGAAUCAUAAGACCUUAUUCACACCAUCCACCAUCUUUGAGUGCACUGUGUGGCUGUCAAGUUUGUUUAUUGUCAUAAAAUAAGAUGACUAUUUUUUUAAAAUAAACAGUUUUGACAAGUUUUACCUCAUUGUCACUUGCUCUGAGGACAUGUACAGUUGUUACAGCUAUUUAAAAAAGCAAAAAUGAUCACUUCCACCCAUAAUUUUCCAUUAUUAUCUUUAAGAUAAAAAGUUCUUCAUUUUCUGUUGUCUAAAUUAACAAACUCGACUGCGAUUUCCUGUAUUGGCAUUUUUUAUCACUUGUUUGCCCUCUGAGAAACCACGUGACAUUUGUUUUAUCCCAUUGGUCCUUAAGCGCAUGCAAAGAUGCCAGGUAUCAUGAAUAAGGUGUGCAGUGAAAACACCUUUCUUCCAGUUUGGAGAUCUGAUUUCUUUACUGUUGAAACUGUGCAAAAAGCCACCUCUAUGAACAGCUGCAAAAUGUUGUCUGGCCAGAAGCUCAUUUAUUUACUCUCCUCCAGAGAACAGCCACUCCUUCACAACGGUGAUUAGGGCUUAAAACAAACUAGGGGGGUACUUGGGAUAAUUUUUGCUGGGUAUAUGCCGCUGGCCUCUCACCGCCCCUACCCCAUUAUAGUCUUUUCUGUGGCCAAUUAUAGACCCCAUCUUAGUCACUUUUGGGCAAAUAUGUAAUUUUGCAAUCCAAAUAUAUUUCCCUAAAGAAUGAGUUGAGAGAAUUUAGUAAAAGAUCAAAGCAUUUUCUUUUAGCUGAUCAUUUUAUUAAUUCUCAUAAUGUAAUCUCUUGACAAUCUAUGGAUAUUGUCAGGAGAAAAUUGAUGUUGGUCACUGUUGGGACUUAAAGGGCUAACAAAUCAUCAAGUAAGAGGAGUAUGAAGUGGCCCCCAGUAAUCAAAAUAUGAGAGCUGCUUGCCCAAAGAACAAGCUGGAAUUCAAGUUCUUUUAGAGCCCUGAUUGAUGGCCAGCAUUUCAUUAGCCCAAACACAGAAAAUGCACUUAAUAUAUCCUCUUCACAAAAGAAACAUGAGCUUGAUAAAAUGUAAGUCCUUUUUCCGAGGCCCAUGUGCACUAUUGAGAUUUGAACUUUGUGAUAAAAUUUCAGGGCAAAACCUUAUCACCUUUUUGGUUCAGUAAUGAAUGGGUGAAUUAUAGCAGAUUUUAUUCACAAGCAUAAUACACAUGGUAUUGUAAGAAGAAUGUACUUUUUUAUCUCUUUAUCAGAAGUCACAUGGGCUUUAUUAAUACCAUGAGUAGAAGAUUCAUAUAAUCAUUAGUUUAUCAAGGGAGUAUUACAGCCAAUUCUCUACCAAGCAGUCACCUCUGUCAUCUUGAUUAUGGCCAGAGGGUAGUGGAGGAAAAAUUGUGAAAUAGAGCCAGUGUAACUAUAACUAUGUUCUGUUUAGGUUGUGCCUUUUUAAAAUUUCCAACCAGAAUGCAGGCUCAAAAUGCCAUUGCAGAGAUGCAUAACAGUACAACAAUGGAGGUUUGUCAUUAAAUAUCAUUUGCUCUGUCAACACACAUGUAACGAGUAUCUUCUCCUGAGUGUUUUCCAUAGUUUAUUAAGACUAGAGUUACAGUCAUUGCUUGUGUUUGUUUUCUUUGAUAAAUCUUGUCAAUAAACUUUUAAAAGCAUGCAUAUAGGUUGUGUCGGCGCUCUGGCUGUGGUGCGGGAAAAGGAAGGAGAGAUUGCAGCUACGUCCCUAGAAUUUUUAAUUCCAUUGCCAAUUCCCCUAUGGCUCCCCUUCGACUGAACUGUCAGAUUUCUUUCAAUCAGCAUGAAGUGGAAAUGAGCGCGACUGUAAACAAGCAUUGCAAAACGCAUGCCAAGGGUAAUGAUGUCAUUACUAUCAGCAUUUCGCACUGACUUUUUCAAUACAGAUAGUCAAAUUCCAGGGACGUAGUUGCAAGCACUCCUUCCUUUUCCCACCCCACCGCAAGAGGGCCCCGGAGAGCUUGCUGUAGGUGGUAGGAGACUCCAUUAACUGGCUCAAUACCUGCUUUAGGUAUCAUAUCUGUGCACUUACUUACCAAAACAUUGUCUUCUUAAUCAAAACUAUAACAAAAUUCUCUAAUCUGAUUGGCUGUCAGGAGCCCUGAUUUCUGCAGCUUUAACUGAACAGACAAUUCGCACCAUUACGUGCAUGCACUUGAAUAGAUUUUUUCACGUCUAGCAAUAACCUCUCAGAAGAUUUUGUGUUAUGAUUUAGAAAUGCGUGUAACCUUAAAUUUUCACAAAUUUGGUAUUGUGAGACUUGGAUAGUAACCAAUGAAAUAGCAAUAAAGUAGCUACAGUGACAAUUGUGUCAGCAGACACUCUCAAGAGCAUCAAUACUGUCUGCUCAACAAAUGUGUUCACUAAAUGCAGGUUUUUCACAGACAAUAAUGUAAAGGAGAGUGCAAAGCUUCCAACACCUGUGUCUGCUUAAAAUUUGGUCUGCUGAAAUAACCCAUUUUAAAUGUCAAACUUGGCGUUUGCCAAAUUUAAUGCUAAUGAUGAAGAUCGGUCAUUUUCACUCAUUUUAAAACGGACCUAAGAGUAACCAGCAACACAUGUAUCAUUGACUUAGUGACACUGCUCUAUUGGACAUUAUGGUCAUGAGAAAAAGGAAACAAUCAGCAAGAAGUGAAUCAGGAUUGUUUAACAAAUUCUCCCAAACAGCACCUGCCAUAAGAAAUGUAUAGACCACAAUGGGAGAAUAUGUUUUCUGAUAUUGUGGAUUUUAAAUGUGUUAAUGCGGGUUUCACUGUCCUCUUUUUGCAGGGGUGUCCAUCACCAAUAGUUGUUAAGUUUGCAGAUACAGAAAAAGAAAAACUUCAAAAGAAAAUGCAACAGAUGGUUACCCUAGGUGGCAUGAGUAUGAACAUGCUAGGAAUGGGCUUCCCUUACUUUCAGCACUCCAAUUAUAACACAGCUUGCCAACAGGUAAAAAAUUUAUUACAUGUUAUGUGUUGAUAUCAGCAAGAUAACCCUUACCAAAAUUAAGUAUACUAUAAGUAUCUUUUUUUCAUAUUCCAGGUAUACUGCAAAUAAUAUACAAAAAGUAUACUUUACAUAGCUGCUAAAAGUAGAGUUUAAGUAUACUUGUUUCCACCUGAUAUUGGAACACACAAAAGUCUUCCUUGAGUUUACUUAGGGCUGGUUUCCACUAGCAAUGGAGUCAGAGUCUUAACUGUAAGCAGAGUCGUAAGAACUCUCAUUAUCUUGUGAAAAUCAAAAAUAGCAGUCAUAAGCGUUACUUAUCCUAUAUUACAAUACUUAUCCUACAUUAUUUGUAAUUCAUUUUCUAUUAUUGUGUGGCAAAUAAGAUAAAAUAACUAUAGCUUAUUUUUAAACCUUGAACUUGACUGAAACAGUUGAGUUUCUCUUGCUCACAUUAAAUUAUCAUCAGUUUCUUCAACAGCAAGCUAAUUCACCUUCAACGUUACCUGGAAGCUUCAACAUGAUCCCUGGAAUGACUGGUCCAGGUAAGCCUUCUAACUACACAAUGCAGAAGGAAGAGGGAGGGUGGCACUAGUCUGCUUGUGGCCAAAGUUCAGUGCUUGUGUAGAACAUCCUGUUAGUUACCAGUUUUUUCUCAUGUAGAGUUGGUGUCUUGUAGGUAAAAACCAUUCUUUGUUUAGGCCAGAAUUCCCUUUCUCUUAUGAAUAAGGAGCUCAAGUACUGACAACAGCGAUGGCAAUGAGAAUGGCCAAAAAGAAAUACGUUUAGAUUAGCAAAACAACAGCUUUGCAUGUGCUGCACGCUUUUUUUGUACAUUCCUUUGCCAUCAUUGCACAACUAAAACGUGAAAGUGCCUAAAUUCACGUUUUGUCCAGGAUGGGAACACAAGACAACAGCUUUCUUUUUCUUUUUUUCUGAACUUUGAUACAGUCCUUUAGAAUUCAACUCCAAAAACAUUUGCCAACAUUUCACAAAGUAAAUGAGAUCGAAUAUUAACAUGAUAAAGUUUGAAGCAUCACCAUAUCACUUUUUAAGUGACGCUUUGUAGCUGUUGCCGUCGUUGUUGCUUAAGCUCCCUAAUCAUGAGGGCUAGAAAAAGAAAUAGGGCUAGAAAUUCUGGAUCAAACUAGGCUGACUAAGAAUGGAUUUUACUUACAAAAAGGUACUCCUUAAGUAAUGAAUAAAUAAGCUUGACCCUUUUUGAAAGCUAGCCUAGGGUCAUGUGUUUUGAUAAUUAACUGUAGAUAUGAUUUUCAAAAUCAAUUUUUAUCUGUUUUCUAAUGGAACAAAAACUAUAUGUAAUCUGCCAGUUUGUUAGCGAGAGUAAGACAUUAGUUGUUGGUGUUACUAGGUUACUUAGAUCACAUAGUAAGUUUUACAUUUUGUGAGUGAAGUUUACUUAGUUUGCGUUUUACCUCAACCAAACAUAUGUUUUACUUUUGGUCAGUUCAUACGAUAAUGCUCUUUGUUUGUCACCCCAAAAUUUGCAGGAGCAUUAUUUUCAGUUUCUCUUGGGGCCAUUUUAACUCCCAAGAGAAACUGAAGACAAUGCUUAUGUAAAAUUUUGGAUGACAAACAAAGAGCAUUAUGGCAUGUUAUGACAUUUUCUGGAGUGGUCAAUUGUUUUUGAUAUGUUGUUGUUGUUGUUGUUUUUUUUUUUUUAACAAGUGCCCAUUUAACUCAAUUAUGUUUAUAAAGGCGUAUGCCACCAGUUUUUUAACCCUCUAAGCCCCAACAUCCAUAUGCCAGUUUCUCCAAACUGAUUUCCAUACAUUUACUUAAAGAAGUAGUUGAGAGAAUUUGAUAACAGAUCAAAGCACUUUCCCUUUGGUGAUCACUUUAUUAAUUCUCAAAACUCUUUGUUCUCCUGAUUAUGUAUUGGCAUUGUUAGAAGAAUAUUGAUGCUGAUUACUCUUGUAAACACCGAUGUUUUGUGUGUGUUUCAGUAGUAGCCCCUGGAACCAUGGGUGCCUUGGUAGCUGCCUCAGUCUUAGCCGCUCAACAACAACAGCAACAGCAUCAAGCAGUUCAACAGGCAUCAUCAUCACAAAAUAACAUCAUGGGUGGAACAGGUGCCUUGGUUAACAGUAGCGCUGUUUCCACCAGCGGUGCUACCAAUACGUCUUCAAUGAUGGGAGUGCAGGGAGUCCCAGGCAUGACAGGCAUUGGUGAGUAGCCAUUCCUGUACUGCUACCCAGAGGUACAGGGUGCCAAGGUAGUCAGUUUUACAGCUUGCCAUGCAGGCAAGCUGUAGCUGGCAUGUACAGUACUAGCAUACGAGUCAUUUUAAUUGGCCCGAAAAAAUUUUAGGACAAGCAGGAUUAAUUACAGUUCUUCUGUAAUUUGAAUUCCCUAAAAAAAUUCACUUGCCCAUUGGUCAAUUUGAUAACAGAAUUCACUGGCCCAAUAGCAAAAUUCAUUAGUCCUGGGCUAUCGGAUACGACUUUCUUUGCACUCUAAGGUACUGUCAAACAUUUGCCUCAUGGGGGCCGAAUGAGGUCUGACGUGUUAUGUUUCUUUAGAUGACAUCAACAGACAGUAUGUUGCAUUAGGCUGCCCAGGGUAGUGCAUUUUCAAAACCUCCCUUUACACUGUACAUUAAAAACGCUCUACCCAUACUAGCAUUUUCACAUUGUUGUUAUUUGAGUCAAAUGGCCUUACUAAGCCAUCUUUUCUUCCCAGGCUAUUCUCAGACGUGUACCAAACUCUGCUCUAUACCUGUCAUUGUUAGGAUUAAAAGCUUUGUCAUGCAUGAGUGGCUAUGCAGUCAGCCCAUCAGCAUUUCCCAAAACCUUUGUUUUGCCCGACCACUUCUAGACCAUAGACCUCCCCUUUUAAAAGUCUCCACGUUUAGUAGUGUCUCUUGUGAACUUUUUGGUUUAGUUUUCAAACAAAAACAUACUCUUGUUAAAUGACUUUAACUAAACUGUGACUUCACUCCUCAGGUAUGAACAUGUCUGGGAUGGGAGUUGGUAACCUUAGCAAUAUGGGAACCAGUCCACUUGGAAUGGGAAUUCCUGGCCUUGGCAAUGUGGCUGCUGUUACUAGUGUGGGCAACAACUUACAGACUGGAGAUGCUCUUACACAAGCUUACUCUGGAAUACAACAGUACAAUGGUAAGUAUGAUGUUUUUUGCACCAGGAUGGCAUGAAACCGGGGGAGGGGGGGGUUAGGUCGUGUCUGUUCUUUUGAUUUCCAGUUUAGUGCCUUCAAAGUUGAAUAAAGUUAUAUUCUUUCCAUGUCAUGCAGCUGAGUUGAUAAAGUUAAUUUUUCAAGGAUUCAAAAGCUGACUUUUCAAGUUGCAGCCCUUUUGAGCUCUUACAUGUAUCCUUCCACAGAAGGGCUGGUACUUUGAAGAAGGGCUUGUGUUCUAACAAAGGGCUUGCACUCAAAACGUCUGCCACUGGGGCUACAACAAUCAAUACUUCUACAGCAUUACUCCAGCUAUUAUAUACUGAUGCUUAGUUUGGUUACACUUUCAGCAACAUUUCCUAAUGUUUAUGGUCCAGCAAUAUUCCAACAGCAACAACUACAACGACAGCCACAAAAGGAAGGUAAGAUGUAUGUAAUCAAAUCUCCAGGGAAUGGUUGUAUUCUUGCCCUUAACAUCGCAACCACUUCUUCGAUUUUUCAAUGGCAGUCAUCACAGACUCUUCUGGGAUAUGGGGCCUUCAAAUUGCAACUUUCCAUGAGGGAAAGUUAACAAGACCUACCACAAUGAACAACAUAAACCAAGCAGUUUCAUUUGCUACAAAACAAAAGGCUUGGAAUCUAGACUACACAGCGUGCAAAGAAAGUAGUGUCCGAUAGCCUGGGGCUAGUGGAUUUUGCUAUCAGGCUAGUGAAUUCUGUUUUUAACUUGCAUGACAGGCAAGUGGUGUUUUUGAGGAAUUCAAAUAACAGAAGAACUGCCAAAUCAAUUCUGCUCGUCAAAACGCUUUUGGGGCUAGAUGAAAUGACGUCUGGGCUAGUAAAUGCUAUCUUCAGUUUGCUUGAAUGGCAAGCUGCAAAAGUGAUUUUCUUUGCACCCUGCUACAGACAAAAGGCUACAAACAAAAGGCUUGGACUUAGCCAUUAUUGGUUAUAACAUGUUGUAGAAUUUAGUGAACAGAGAAUAAGAGUAGCUUCCAUUUUCAUUCUUAAAUUUAAAUAUGCCAAGACUCCAGUGUAACAAAAAAAACAUCAACAGAUCUUUUCACCAUUUUCUGAUCAAUCAAUGUUUUUGUUUCUUGUCAGGUCCUGAGGGAGCCAAUUUAUUUAUUUAUCACUUACCACCAGAAUUUACUGAUGCCGAUCUCAUGCAGACAUUCUUGCCGUUUGGCGCAAUAGUAAGCGCUAAAGUGUUUAUAGACAAAGCUACAAAUUUAAGCAAAUGUUUUGGUAAGUGAUAAUCAAUUGAGUUAGUAGCAAUGUAGUUUUGUCACAGUGUCCUAGAAUUUAGAAAAGUAAAAGCAUGUAAACCAUUAUGCAUAACAACUUUGGACAUAAAAUGGCAAGCAGCUUUUGUAUUUUUAAGGUCGUCUGCCACAUGGGAAAAAGCUUAAGGCCUGCACAAUCCCCACAGGGUUUGCACUCACCUUGAAAGUCAUUGAAAGUCCUUAAAUUGUAAAAUAAAAAAACAAGCCCUUGAAAAUCCUUGAAAUUGCAGUCGGUGCUGGAAAGUCCUGGAAUUUCAGCGCUAACUUUGUCCAACCAGGAUUCUCCAGUACCUACAAGGAGCAAACACAGAACUGAGACCUGCUCAUGUUGUGGAAGAACUAAAAAAGACAUAUACUCAAGGCUCUUUUUUGCACUGAAUGGAGUCCUUGAAAAUGGGAAAUGGGAAAUGUGUCCUUGAAAGUCCUUGAAAUAUCUUUGAAUUUUUUUGUUGAAAAAAGGGUAUGAACCCUACGCCCAGUUCAAGGGGCUGGAGGUGUACUCCCACUUCUCUGUGAACUGGAUUCUAGUCUAUCACAGGGUUAAACACCCAGUAUAACACUCUACUCCUGUUAUGUUCUUGUCUAUUUAACUCUUUCAUUGCCAAAGGUGGCCAAAGUUUCAUUUUCUAAAAUGCUGGAAAACAAAUGGUACCAUGUGAAAGUACUACCCUAGAGGUUUCAUUUGAAUGGUCACACCACAGGAUAUUUUGCACAGACUCAAAAGUUAGAACAACUUUAUCAGACUACAUUACUCCCUCUGGCAGUGCUUAGUGGUGAGGGACAGUUUUAAGCAAUGCUUUGGUGCAAGCAAGACUUCUGUGGAGCAAUGCAGUGGCGCAACCUAGACUUCAACCACGGACAUGACAAACUGAAUCUGUAGAGGGUGUAUUGCGUUACUUGCCUUGCCUCAUGGUGUUCUGCGUUUGGAUAUUUGCUUGACAGGCAAUUUAACCGUUGUGAUGUCUUUAAAUUUCAUAGGUUUUGUAAGUUAUGAGAAUCCAGGUUCAGCUCAAGGUGCUAUUCAGGCUAUGCAUGGAUUUCAGAUUGGCACCAAGAGACUCAAGGUACAACUCAAGAGGCCCAAGGAUGCAAACAGACCCUACUGA